Molecule: messenger RNA, 1935 nt
Organism: Callithrix jacchus (white-tufted-ear marmoset)
Lineage: Eukaryota; Metazoa; Chordata; Mammalia; Primates; Cebidae
Gene: BNIPL
Product: BCL2 interacting protein like
Biological process (GO): apoptotic process
Cellular component (GO): cytoplasm
Source: RefSeq, a predicted model, not a curated record
AAGAAAAAGAAAAUGCACUCUCCUCCCCAAAGCCCGCCCCCUCACAGGAGGGAGCGUUUUUCUUUUGGGCAAACCUGCUCCUUGGGAGAGGAGGUGGCAAAACCUGUUUGAAGAUGAGGUUACCUCCCUUCCACACCUCCCUCCUUGGAGGCCGGAACUACCUCAGCUGACACAAAAAAGGUAAAGAAGUCUUGGGGGCUGGGAUACCCAGCUCCCCAACAACUUUCAGGUGUUUAAAGAAGAAGACAGGAAGACCUGUGAAGAUGGGAACCAUACAAGAGGCAGGAAAAAAGACCUUAGAUGUUGGGGUCAGGGAGAGUGGAGAAGCAGCAGAACUAGGAGCAGCCCUGAGACGUGGGGAAUUGGAGCUGAAGGAGGAAUGGCAGGAUGAAGAAUUCCCUAGAUUGCUUCCUGAGGAGGUUGGACCUUCUGAAGAUCCUGAAGAGCCUAAAGGAGACUCACAGGCAGGUACCCCCCUCACUUUAGCCCUGUGUGGCCAGCGCCCCAUGCGGAAGCGUCUUUCUGCCCCAGAGUUGCGACUGAGUCUGACUAAGGGGCCUGGAAAUGAUGGAGUUUCGCCCACCCAAUCUGCACCUUCCUCUCCUGAUGGGAGUUCUGACCUGGAAGUAGACGAAUUAGAGACACCUUCAGACUCGGAGCAGCUGGACAGUGGACAUGAAUUUGAAUGGGAAGAUGAGUUACCCCGGGCAGACGGUCUGGGCGCCAGUGAGGCAGCUGAAAGGCUGGGCCAAGGCUGUAUGUGGGAUGUGGCUGGAGAAGAUGGACAUCACUGGAGGGUUUUCCGAAUGGGACCACGGGAGCAGCGUGUGGACAUGACUGUCAUUGAACCCUAUAAGAAAGUCCUGUCUCAUGGAGGUUACCACGGUGAUGGCCUCAAUGCUGUCAUCCUUUUUGCUUCCUGUUAUCUACCCAGAAGCAGUGUCCCCAACUACACCUACAUCAUGGAACACCUGUUUAGGUAUAUGGUGGGAACGCUGGAGCUGCUAGUAGCUGAAAAUUACCUGCUUGUUCAUUUGAGUGGAGGCACAAGCAGGGCCCAAGUUCCACCUCUGAGCUGGAUACGCCAGUGUUACCGCACCCUGGAUCGGCGGCUGCGAAAAAACCUGCGAGCCCUGGUGGUUGUGCACGCUACGUGGUAUGUGAAGGCAUUUCUGGCCCUGCUUCGGCCCUUCAUCAGUUCCAAAUUCACACGAAAAAUCCGUUUUCUGGACAGCCUGGAGGAGCUGGCCCAACUCAUAUCCCUGGAUCAAGUCCACAUCCCUGAAGCUGUCAGACGGCUGGACCGGGAUCUCCAUGGCUCAGGAGGGACCUAGCACAGGACUGGAUAAAGGGCCUUAGAACCAAGUAAAGAUGCUGAUCUGCCUGCACCCGAAUCCCAGAAACAUCUGAACUGUUUUGUAAAUCAUCUUAUCCCCAACCUCAGUACCAGCUCAGUACCACCGGUCUUCACUUCUCAGUGGGAUUUCGUCCUUUGCAUGACCCUGCCUUCAGCUGGGCCUUGAGACUGGGAAGCUGUUCUGCUGGGUGACUUUCAUUCCAGCUGUUGGGGUGGAAGGCUGAGUGUAGGGUCAUUUCGUAUGGGAUAUACCGAGCUGUGGGUUUUAAUCCUGCUUUCGCUGUAGAACCUUGGGCAAAUACCUUCAUCUUUUUGGGUCCUCAUUUUCUUCCUCUCUAACUGGAGGGGCUGUGAUCUUCCACCUUGGAUGGAAGAGGCUGACUUGACAGUCAGCCUGCCUGCUGGGAGCCAGGAGAGUCAGCUCAUUAAAUCUUGAAGAACCGCGGUAUGCCCUUUUUCCUUCUAAGUCCUGUCUGCUGCCUGUGAGCCUGGGAAGGAGUGCUUUCAAAACCUUUAUAUUUGCCCUCUCGAGUAAACUGAGAUCUGUAGAGGCUAAUAAACUGCGAUGAGACUUUUAA